Messenger RNA from Brassicogethes aeneus, 726 nucleotides. Lineage: Eukaryota; Metazoa; Arthropoda; Insecta; Coleoptera; Nitidulidae. The record is from the annotation of a GenBank genome assembly.
AUGGGUAAAUACGCCAAAUAUAAGAAGUUGUACAAAGCAGAUUGGGAAUCUCAAACAGAGUUCAGAGCUAGUUCAUUAAAAGAAGACCUAAUUGAAGACAUUGGAGACAGCCCAUUUUCCCUUAUUUUAGACGAGUCCACAGAUGUAUCCACCAUAAAAUACCUGUGCCUUUGUGUUAGAUACUUCAGCCAGACAAGAAAGAAGAUUGAUACUUAUUUUUUGGGAAUUAUCCCAAUUGAUAAGGCUACAUCUGACAUUUUAGCAGAAGAAAUUAAACAGUACUUAAACAAUAUUGGUUUAAAUUUAAAUAAAUUAAUAGGAUUAGGUACAGAUGGGGCAAAUAACCUUUGUGGUAAACAUCAUUCAGUUUUUACCAUUCUUAAGGAAUCUGUUCCACAACUUCAAUUGGUCAAAUGUGUGGCUCAUUCACUCCACUUGUGCUGUUGCAAAUCAGCAAAUGUUUUGCCUAGUGCAAUUGAUUUUUUAUGUAAAGAAAUAUUUAACUGGUUCAGCAAUAGUGCCUUGAGAAGAGCCGCUUUUAAAGAAACCUUUAACCUAAUAAAUAUUAAUGGAGGUAGUAAAUUUCAUAAUUUUAUACAACUUUCAGAUACUAGAUGGCUAGCUAGGGCUAAUGUUUUAAAGGUUAUUAUAGAUCAAUGGGUUGAACUAAGGUGUCAUUUUAAUACUAUUAAAGUAAAUGAAAAAACCAUAUGGCUAGAAUUAUAA